CGGAAGUGGGAAGUGGUGGCGGAACGGCUGCUCCCUGGUCACGGCUAAAUUGACGGGCUCAUCCUAGUAGCGGUGGCCGUCGGGGCCUUGUCCUGUCUCCGUCUUGGAGGACCCGCCUCGGCACAGCCGGGCUCGGUCCAGCCUUGUGCUGAUUAAAAAUGACAGCAAUCAAGCAUGCGUUACAAAGAGAUAUUUUUACACCAAAUGAUGAACGCCUGCUGAGUAUUGUCAAUGUCUGCAAAGCAGGAAAAAAGAAAAAGAACUGUUUUCUGUGUGCCACAGUGACAACUGAACGCCCCGUGCAGGUGAAGAUGGUCAAAGUCAAGAAAUCCGACAAAGGAGAUUUCUACAAAAGGCAGAUUGCUUGGGCCCUUCGAGACCUUGCUGUGGUAGAUGCCAAGGAUGCUAUUAAAGAAAAUCCUGAAUUUGAUUUACAUUUUGAAAAAAUAUAUAAAUGGGUUGCCAGCAGCACUGCUGAAAAGAAUGCAUUUAUUUCAUGCAUUUGGAAAUUGAAUCAGCGAUAUCUCCGGAAGAAAAUUGAUUUUGUCAAUGUUAGCUCACAGCUCUUGGAAGAACUGCCUAAAGUUACAGAAGAAUCUGUUCCAAGUGGAGAAAAUCAGAGUGUGACAGGAGGUGAUGAAGAAGUAGUAGAUGUUUACCAAGAGUUAAAUGCAAGAGAAGAGCAGGAUAUUGAAAUAAUGAUGGAAGGCUGUGAAUGUGCAAUCUCUAAUGCUGAGGCCUUUGCAGAAAGGUUGUCCAGAGAGCUACAGGUGCUAGAUGGGGCUAACAUCCAAUCAAUCAUGGCCUCUGAAAAGCAAGUGAACAUCCUGAUGAAGUUGCUGGAUGAGGCUUUAAAGGAGGUAGAUCAGAUUGAAUUGAAACUGAGCAGUUAUGAGGAAAUGCUCCAAAGCGUAAAAGAACAAAUGGAUCAGAUCUCUGAAAGCAACCACCUAAUUCAUCUUAGUAACACUAAUAAUGUAAAACUCCUGUCUGAAAUAGAGUUUCUGGUGAACCACAUGGACUUAGCCAAAGGUCAUAUAAAGGCCCUUCAGGAAGGAGAUCUUGCUUCCUCCAGAGGCAUUGAGGCCUGCACCAAUGCCGCAGAUGCCCUUCUACAGUGCAUGAAUGUAGCUCUUCGACCAGGCCAUGACAUGCUUCUGGCAGUCAAACAGCAACAGCAGCGUUUCAGUGAUUUGCGAGAGCAUUUUGCCCGGAGACUGGCCAGUCACCUCAACAAUGUUUUUGUUCAACAGUUUACUCAGGCCCUCCUUCAACUCUAUAACAGGUCCUACUUUCUUUCGGUGCCUGGUCACGAUCAGAGUUCAACUCUUGCUCAGCACUCUGUUGAACUGGCUUUACCCAAUCAUCAUCCAUUUCAUAGAGACUUGCUUCGAUACGCCAAGUUGAUGGAGUGGCUGAAGAGUACAGAUUAUGGAAAAUAUGAGGGACUAACGAAGAAUUACAUGGAUUAUUUAUCACGACUGUAUGAGAGAGAAAUUAAAGAUUUCUUUGAAGUUGCAAAGAUCAAGAUGACUGGCACAACUAAAGAAAGCAAGAAGUUUGCUACACUGCCUCGAAAAGAAAGUGCUGUCAAACAGGAAACAGAGAGUCUUCAUGGAAGUUCUGGGAAAUUAACUGGAUCCACUUCUAGUCUAAAUAAACUCACUGUUCAGAGUUCAGGGAAUCGCAGAUCUCAGUCAUCUUCUUUGUUGGAUAUGGGAAACAUGUCUGCCUCUGAUCUCGACGUUGCUGACAGGACCAAAUUUGAUAAGAUCUUUGAACAGGUACUAAGUGAACUAGAGCCCUUGUGUCUGGCAGAACAGGACUUCAUAAGUAAAUUUUUCAAACUACAGCAACAUCAAAGUAUGCCUGGAACAAUGACUGAAGCAGAGGACAUAGAUGGAGGAACAUUAUCCCGGCAACAUAAUGCUGGCGCACCACUGCCAGUUUCAUCAGAAAAAGAUAUGAUCCGCCAAAUGAUGAUUAAAAUAUUUCGCUGCAUUGAGCCAGAACUGAACAACCUAAUUGCGUUAGGAGACAAAAUUGAUAGCUUUAACUCCCUUUACAUGCUUGUCAAAAUGAGUCAUCAUGUGUGGACUGCACAAAAUGUGGAUCCUGCUUCUUUCCUGAGUACUACAUUGGGAAAUGUUUUGGUGACUGUCAAAAGGAACUUUGACAAAUGCAUUAGUAAUCAAAUAAGGCAAAUGGAAGAAGUAAAGAUCUCAAAAAAGAGUAAAGUAGGAAUUCUUCCAUUUGUUGCUGAAUUUGAAGAAUUUGCUGGACUCGCAGAAUCAAUCUUUAAAAAUGCUGAGCGUCGUGGAGAUCUAGAUAAAGCAUAUACCAAACUUAUCAGAGGAGUAUUUGUUAAUGUGGAGAAAGUAGCAAAUGAAAGCCAGAAGACCCCCAGGGAUGUAGUUAUGAUGGAAAACUUUCACCAUAUUUUUGCAACACUGUCUCGUUUGAAAAUCUCAUGUCUAGAAGCUGAAAAAAAAGAAGCCAAACAAAAAUACACAGAUCACCUUCAGUCUUAUGUCAUUUACUCUUUAGGACAACCUCUUGAAAAGCUAAAUCAUUUCUUUGAAGGUGUUGAAGCUCGUGUGGCACAGGGUAUAAGAGAGGAGGAAGUAAGCUAUCAACUUGCAUUUAACAAACAAGAACUUCGAAAAGUCAUUAAAGAGUAUCCUGGAAAGGAAGUGAAAAAAGGUCUAGAUAACCUCUACAAAAAGGUUGAUAAACAUUUAUGCGAAGAGGAGAACUUACUUCAGGUGGUGUGGCACUCUAUGCAAGAUGAAUUUAUACGCCAGUAUAAGCACUUUGAAGGUUUGAUAGCUCGCUGUUAUCCUGGAUCUGGCGUUAUGAUGGAAUUCACCAUUCAGGACAUUCUAGAUUAUUGUUCCAGCAUUGCACAGUCCCACUAAAACAGAAGAGAUAGAUGAAAGAAGUGUCUACUAUUUUGUGUGUGUGUGUGUGUGUGUGUGUGUGUGUGUGUGUGUAUGGAAAGAAAAGAUUUAGGUGCUAGGUUGCCCCUGCUGCUUUAAGUCAACAGACUGGAUAGGAGGAGUGGGUAUAUGCAACUUCCCUUACCUGUGUAACUAAUAACAUGAGACUUCCCCUGUUACAGGUGGUCGCUUGGCCAUAUGUGCUAACAGGGGCAUGUGAAAGGAAAAACAGCAAAUUGAGUGUCCCAGAAAGUGAAAGAUAAAUGAAAAAAACACUGGGUACACCAGACACUAUUCAAAAUUAUCAAGUAACUGUCUUGAGAACCCAGACUUGAACUUUAUGUAUUAUUAAAUGUCAGGUAAAUGGGUAAUACCAUACUACAAAUAUUCAAGAACAAAAGUACCAAUUUAUGUAGCAGUUUUAUUUACCCAGUAGGUUGUAUACUAACUUAAAGCAUUUCUCUCAUCAUAAUAUGCCUUUAGCAUUCUUCUGUAACUGAACAGAAAGUUUUCUUUUAUUGCCUAGUUUCUUGUAUUUGAGAAUAGUUAUCCUGUGUGUAAUGCAUUGAAAGUUCUUCAGUUUACACCAAUUCACUAUUGCUUUCAAAUCAUGUAACUACUAAAAUAUUGUACAGAAUUUUUCCCUCUGUCUAACUAAUGUGUAUAUGGACAGGGAUCUUGUGAUGAUCAGUUGUAGACUUAGAUUUUGAGGAUUAUGUGACUCUGUGUAGCAAUGAAUCUGAAAUAAAGACAUUUUCAAAAAAAAAUUUUUCAGAAAAGUUAAAAUUUGGUAAUAUCAUUCUUAGAUCUGUUAUUUGCUAUUUUUUGUAUAAAAGCAAAUUCUUAUAAAAUCAGUAAACAAAAAUUACAUGUUCAUUUACCAUAAAACACUUAAGAGUAUAAUAAGAAAAAUAAAACCAUUUAUAAUAGCAUCAAAAAUAUUUAGUAUUUAGGACUAAAUCUAACAAACCAUUGUACUAUUAACUGAAAUGUAUCUUCUCAGAAUUCCUAUGUGGAACCCCUAACCAGCAUCCCCUCCCCCCAGCCAGAAUCUGAUUAGAAAUAAGGCUUUAAGGAGAGAGAUUAAGGUUAAAUGGGGUCAUAAGUAUAGCGCCCUGAUCCAGUAGAAAUCGUACCCUUGUAAGAAGCCACCAGGGCUCUUUGCCAUGUGAGGACACAGCAGGAAGGCAGCCAUCUGCAGGCCGGAAAGAGAGCUCACGAGAACCCAACCAUGCCAGCACCCUGAUCUUGGACUUCCAGCCUCCAAAACUGAGAAAAUAAAGUUCUGUUAGUUAACCCA
Messenger RNA from Neofelis nebulosa (Clouded leopard), 4239 nucleotides. RefSeq names its product exocyst complex component 1 (gene EXOC1). The record is from RefSeq and is a predicted model, not a curated record. Gene Ontology annotation, molecular function: phosphatidylinositol-4,5-bisphosphate binding. Gene Ontology annotation, biological process: exocytosis; Golgi to plasma membrane transport. Bases 159 to 2918 code for a protein of 919 amino acids. The transcript has 21 exons. NCBI's taxonomy places the organism in Eukaryota, Metazoa, Chordata, Mammalia, Carnivora, Felidae. Gene Ontology annotation, cellular component: exocyst; plasma membrane.